Molecule: messenger RNA, 961 nt
Organism: Rhinopithecus roxellana (golden snub-nosed monkey)
Lineage: Eukaryota; Metazoa; Chordata; Mammalia; Primates; Cercopithecidae
Gene: LURAP1
Product: leucine rich adaptor protein 1
Exons: 2
Coding region: 137-850 (237 amino acids)
Biological process (GO): positive regulation of canonical NF-kappaB signal transduction; positive regulation of cytokine production
Source: RefSeq, a predicted model, not a curated record
GCACCCUCCUCCCGCCCGCGCCCCGCGCGGGCGGGGACCCACCGGUUUUGCUCCGCUUUAGCAGCGGCGAAGGGAGGACCCCCGCGAGCCGGUUCCCGGCGUCCGGUCGCCCAGCCCUUUUCAGGCUUGGGCCCGCAUGGAGGGAACUGUGGAGUCCCAGACGCCUGACCUGCGGGAUGUGGAGGGUAAGGUGGGCAGGAAGACCCCUGAAGGGCUGCUCCGUGGGCUGCGAGGCGAGUGUGAGCUGGGAACCUCUGGCGCCCUGCUGCUCCCAGGGACGCCUAGCACCGGCCACGACUUGGGGGACAAGAUCAUGGCGCUGAAGAUGGAGCUGGCUUACCUGCGAGCCAUCGAUGUGAAGAUCCUGCAGCAGCUGGUGACCUUGAAUGAGGGCAUCGAGGCAGUGCGCUGGCUGUUAGAGGAGCGGGGCACGUUGACCAGUCAUUGCAGCAGCCUCACCAGCAGUCAAUAUAGCCUGACAGGCGGGAGCCCAGGCCGCUCAAGGCGAGGCAGCUGGGACAGCCUGCCAGACACCAGCACCACCGACCGGCUGGACAGUGUCUCUAUUGGCAGCUACCUGGACACAGUGGCCCCCAGCGAGCUGGAUGAACAGGGCCCCCCUGGGGUUCCACGUUCCGAGAUGGACUGGGCAAAAGUUAUAGCUGGUGGAGAGAGGGCCAGGACUGAGGUGGAAGCGACAGCCACCAGGCUAGGGAGCUUGAGGUGGAAGCCCCCAGGGGAGAGGCUUCAAGGUGGACCACCUGAGCCACCAGAGGAUGAGAGUGCCAAGCUGGGCUUUGAGGCCCACUGGUUCUGGGAGCAGUGCCAGGAUGAUGUGACCUUCUUGUAACAACUUUUCCACCCUUUUGUAAUCUUGUGGCUCUUUUAUCCGUUAGCUGUGGUCUCCCCUAAAAUUGAUUCUCCCUCAGUCUGAGACUAGGAAGAGGCUGCACUGAAAUCA